This is a messenger RNA of Chlamydomonas reinhardtii, 3200 nucleotides long. RefSeq lists its product as uncharacterized. NCBI's taxonomy places the organism in Eukaryota, Viridiplantae, Chlorophyta, Chlorophyceae, Chlamydomonadales, Chlamydomonadaceae. Gene Ontology annotation, cellular component: membrane. Gene Ontology annotation, molecular function: ATP binding; ATP hydrolysis activity; ABC-type transporter activity. Bases 224 to 2197 code for a protein of 657 amino acids. The record is from RefSeq and is a predicted model, not a curated record. The transcript is spliced from 21 exons.
CUUGAUCAAUUUUAACAAAACGGUGGACAUUUUGACUAGUUACAUAAUUGAUAACCGCUUGGUCUUCUUUCUUCAGUUGCUAUUCAAUAGACACUAGCAUUCUCUCAAGCUGACUGGGCCAGGCAGUGGUCGCUGGAGGAUGUCGGCGUCUCCUCCUGGACGCAUAUCACCGAGCGACGAGAAUAACUCAGCGGCGGUUGCCACAAAUGGCGGAGGAGUCAGCAUGAAAAUAAGAAUCGAACCCGGGGAAAAUGAGCGGUCUCCGUCGACUUUCCACCCAGAAAACGGUCUCUCGACCCCGCAUGGACAUCCCUUCCGUCGCCUGCGGAUCCUUUUCAAGGACCUGUGCUACAAGGUGGAUAGCAACAGCAACAAGGGCGAGAAAGUGCAGCUACUCAAGGGUGUGAGCGGCUUCUUCAAACCCAACCAGAUGACCGCAGUGAUGGGACCCAGUGGCAGCGGCAAGACCACAUUUCUGGACCUGCUAUCGGGCCGCAAGACUCAGGGCACCAUUACCGGCACAUUGCUGUUUGGCCAUACCGCCCCCAGCCGUUCCUUCCUCAGGCGCUAUACGGGAUACGUGGAGCAGUUCGACACGCUGGUUGACUCUCUGACGGUGUACGAGAUGUUGUUGUACACGGCGGAGCUGAAGCGGCCGCUCAGCGAGCCCCUGGCCUCCAAGAAGGAGGCGGUGGACCGGCUCAUCGGCCGCCUGGCGCUGGAGAAGUGCAGGGACGUGCGCAUCGGGUCACCGCUCAAGCGAGGCAUCAGCGGCGGCCAGGCCAAGCGCACCAAUGUGGGCAUCGCGCUCAUCACCACACCCGCCGUCCUGUUCCUGGACGAGCCCACCAGCGGCCUGGACUCGUUCACGGCGCAGGAGGUGAUGGAGGUGGUUCGGGGCCUGGCGGUGGAGGACGGCACCACCAUCUGCGCCACCAUCCACUCGCCCUCCUCCGCCUGCUUCGCGCUGUUCGACCGCGUCAUGGUGCUGGCCAGCGGCUGGACCGUGUACUUCGGCGCGCCGGGGGUGGUUGCCAGUGACUACCUGACGCACGUGUGCGGCAGCCGGCCGCUCGCCCACGGAGAGAACCUGGCCGAGUGGAUGAUGGACUUCCUGACCAUGUCGGACCGCGAGGGCCGCAGCUCGGCGCUGCAUGACUCCUACACCAAGAGCGAGCUGGCACAGGAGGCCUCGCAACUCCUGGACCGGUACCUCUCAGACGCGCAGGCCAAGUCGGCUCUGUCCCGCGGCGCCUCCCUAAGCUCACUGGCCGGGGCCGACGCCGCAGACGGGGUGGGCGGCGGCGGCGGCGGCUGCUGCGGCCUGUCAGACGGCUCCUCUCCAGCCGGGCAGCUGCUGGCCCGGCUGAGCGGCAGUGAGCAGUACGUGACACCCUGGUGGUGGAGCCUCAAGGUGCUGCUGCAGUACCGCACGGUGCGCAACUACCAGUCCAUGGAGUACCUGGGUCCGCGCCUGUUCGACAAGAUCAUUUUCGCAUUGGUCAUCAUGAGCCUCUACUUCGGCAUCGGCGACAACUUCAAAUCCGAGAACGUCCCCUCCAUGGCCGCGCUCAUGUACCUGUGUGUGGCCCAGCCCGCCUGGGGCGCCGUGGCCUACGUGCCCGCCAUCAUGCUGGAGCGCGGGCUGUACGUGCGCGAGCGACACGACGGCCUGUACCGCCCCCUCACAUACCUGCUGUUCAAGAUGCUGGACGAGCUGUCGCUCAACUUCGCGGUGGGCCUGGGCUCCACCGCCAUCAUCUUCUACGGCGUACAGCUGCGGGGCGAGUUCGUGUACUUCUGGCUCAACUGCAUGACAACACUCAGCAACGGCGUGCUCAUCGCCUACAUGAUGGCUGCCUUCUGCCCCACCCUGGACGUGGCCAACGCCGCCGUGCCCACCCUGCUGGCCGUGAUGCUGUUCCUGUCGGGCUUCCUCAUCAGGAUCGAGUCCAUUCCGGUCUACUGGCGCUGGCUGACGUACGCGGACCUGCUCAAGUACAGCUGGCAGGGCCUCAUGGUCAACCAGUUCCAGGCGCACCCGCAGGCGGAGCUGGCCGGCACGCCCAUCCUGGAGUACUACAACCUCACCAAUACGAGCAAGUGGGUGGAGCUGGCCAUCGUGGUCGGCUUCUUCGGCGGCUGGUCCGUCCUGGCCUGGUACGCCCUGGCCUUCGUGCGCCACCAGAAGCGCUAGAGCCUAGAGGGAACGCCCCCUGGGGCCUGGGGUGCCGCAGGCGCCUGCUGCAGCCCGCACGCACACGAGAGUGAGUGUGUGUAUGCGGGCGGCCGCCACGGCGGCAGCGGCACCUGGCACUUUAUGGCGACAGCGUGAAAGGUCCCGUAGCCAGCUCUGUGAUUGCGGAUCGGCUGGCAGCGGCUAGGUGAGGCGGCUGGCUAAUACGGGUGGUGGUAUGGAUGGCGUGCAAGUUGCGGUGAUUUUUGGGACGUGGGUGUGAAGCACGAUACGCACUUGAGACCCGGAGGACUGGGCUCCGGCGGGUGAUUCGAGUUUCCAGCGUGCAUGGGCUACAUAUUCGGGGUGGGUGUGACACAAGAGAACAGCCCUGCACGCAGGCGUCGGGUUGUGUGCCCACCCGCCUGCCAACAGCUGAAACGGGAAUGUGUGUUCACUGCCCCAUGCAAUCAAGCCUUCGAACUUCGUAAUGCAUAACAAGAACGGCAUCCUGCGUCGGUUGCAUGCAUCAUGCAUCUGAGAGAACGAGUGUCGGUAGAUAAGAUAAGUAGGAGCGAGUGUGUGUGCGCUAAACUGCUUAUGGUCAUGUUGCAUUGAUGGGCGAGAGGGGUCGCGUUUGUGUAGCUCAUAGAAGCUUCUUCUGGCCUGGAGGUUACACAGCCGCGGCUGUGCAACUCGCGUGCCGUGUGAAUCCUGCGCAUGCGCGUCAAGUGUGUGGCUGCUUGGGGGCUGCUUGAGGCAACGUUGUCUGGACACCCAAAGCAUCUGCGGCCCCUUCAUGUUACCGUGCGCGGCCGCCCCAUGCAUUCGAGCGUAUAUGGGCUACGGUGCUCAUGGGCGAUGCUGGUAACACGGGUAUGGCGGAUAGCUGGUUCGAGUUACGGACUCACAGCGCUGGUUUGCGUGAGGCGGCUAGGGCGGCUACUGGAGGCUCAGCACCCGCGCCGCUUGCGCCAAGAAAGGCAAAACCUGGAUGAUAUCCGUGUAAGGUGGAGCAGAUGAA